AUGUCAUCCCCCCCAACUUCCAAGCGCAUCAAGACAACUGUUGCCGCCAACACACCAACGCAUCCUCUAAACCAACAGCAACAGCCUCCCCCCUUUACCGGGCCCGGCCCAUUCGAGAGUGUCCCUAUGGUGCCCACUCCGUCGCCAGCGUCCGUGCCAGCUCCAGCACCAACAGCUUCUAAUCCCCGGAAGCGACGUGCGUCAUUUCAGACUCCUCCUUUGGCCUCCAUGGCCCCUCCCCCGCUAACAGGUGCUGUUGAAGGCGAGGGACAAACCACUACUGCUAGUACCACCGGCGCGACUGCGGCGCCCGAAACCGCAGGCAAGAAGAAAGGUCGAACAAACACGCCAUGGACGGCGGAAGAGGAACAACGGCUCAAGACUAUGCGCGAUGCCGGUAGCACCUGGAGCGAAAUUGCCAAGACUUUCCCCAUGCGGACCGAAGGGAGUGUGAAGAAACAUUGGUACAAGGACAUGCAUUACGCUGAGUUUACCGAAGAGGAGUCCAUAACACUGCGUGAUGCCAUCAAAGAGUACGAAUCGAAUAAAUGGAAAGUCAUUGGGCAAAAAAUCGGAAAGCCAGCAAAGGCCUGCGAGCAAUAUGCGAAGGAGCAUUUUAAAAACCUCUAA
This is a messenger RNA of Paracoccidioides lutzii Pb01, 630 nucleotides long. RefSeq lists its product as hypothetical. Gene Ontology annotation, cellular component: nucleus. The transcript is spliced from 6 exons. Gene Ontology annotation, biological process: mitotic cell cycle; positive regulation of transcription by RNA polymerase II. Bases 1 to 630 code for a protein of 209 amino acids. Gene Ontology annotation, molecular function: DNA-binding transcription factor activity, RNA polymerase II-specific; RNA polymerase II cis-regulatory region sequence-specific DNA binding. The record is from RefSeq and is a predicted model, not a curated record.